Messenger RNA from Morone saxatilis (striped sea-bass), 3095 nucleotides. RefSeq names its product AFG3-like protein 1. The record is from RefSeq and is a predicted model, not a curated record. Gene Ontology annotation, biological process: mitochondrial protein processing; protein-containing complex assembly. The transcript is spliced from 10 exons. Gene Ontology annotation, cellular component: membrane; m-AAA complex. Bases 1 to 1482 code for a protein of 493 amino acids. NCBI's taxonomy places the organism in Eukaryota, Metazoa, Chordata, Actinopteri, Moronidae. Gene Ontology annotation, molecular function: ATP hydrolysis activity; ATP-dependent peptidase activity; ATP binding.
AUGGAGCUCGCCUCGGCCGUGUCACACCGACCUGGCUGCCGUCUACAGUCAAGGAGAGCGACGGCGUUCUGUCUGUCUGUCGCCGUAUCCCAGGGCGCCGUGCUGUCUGGACCUCCAGGGACGGGGAAGACUCUGCUGGCUAAAGCCACAGCCGGAGAGGCCAACGUCCCCUUCAUCACCGUCAACGGCUCCGAGUUCCUGGAGAUGUUUGUGGGCGUCGGUCCGGCCAGGGUGAGGGACAUGUUUUCCAUGGCGAGGAAGAACGCCCCCUGCAUCCUCUUCAUCGAUGAGAUCGACGCUGUGGGGAGGAAGAGGGGCGGAGGGAACUUUGGCGGUCAGAGCGAGCAGGAGAACACACUGAACCAGCUGCUGGUGGAGAUGGACGGUUUUAACACAUCCACUAACGUGGUGGUCUUGGCUGGAACCAACAGACCCGACAUCCUGGAUCCAGCACUGAUGAGACCGGGACGCUUCGACAGACAGAUCUACAUAGGUCCUCCAGACAUCAAGGGCAGGGCGUCCAUCUUUAAAGUCCACCUGCGACCCAUCAAACUGGACCCCAACAUGGACAAAGACGUUCUCGCCAGGAAGAUGGCGGCUGCCACUCCGGGAUUCACCGGAGCCGACAUCGCUAACGUCUGCAACGAGGCGGCGCUGAUCGCUGCCAGACACCUGAACCCGUCCGUCAACGCCAAACACUUCGAACAGGCCAUCGACCGCGUCAUCGGAGGUCUGGAGAAGAAGACUCAGGUGCUGCAGCCCACGGAGAAGAAGACCGUGGCGUAUCACGAGGCCGGUCACGCCAUCGUGGGCUGGUUCCUGGAGCACGCCGACCCGCUGCUGAAGGUGUCGAUCAUCCCGCGGGGGAAGGGUCUGGGUUACGCUCAGUACCUGCCCAGAGAGCAGUACCUGUACAGCAGAGAGCAGCUGUUCGACAGGAUGUGCAUGAUGCUGGGGGGCCGCGUGGCCGAGCAGACCUUCUUCGGCAGGAUCACCACGGGAGCUCAGGACGACCUGAAGAAGGUCACGCAAUCCGCCUACGCUCAGGUGGUGCAGUUCGGGAUGAGCGAGAAGGUGGGGCAGGUGUCGUUCGACCUGCCCCGGCAGGGGGAGAUGGUCAUGGAGAAGCCGUACAGCGAAGCCACGGCCGAGCUGAUCGACCAGGAGGUCCGAGAGCUGGUGGACCGGGCGUACCAGAGGACCAUGCAGCUGAUCCAGGAGAAGAAGGAGGUGGUGGAGCUGGUGGGGAAGCGUCUCCUGGAGAGGGAGGUCCUGGACAAGGCGGACAUGUUGGAGCUGCUGGGCCCGCGGCCGUUCGCGGAGAAGUCGACGUACGAGGAGUUUGUGGAGGGGACGGGGAGCUUCGAGGAGGAUACGAGCCUCCCGAAGGGCCUCCGGGACUGGAACCAGGAGAGAGGAGGAGGGGAGGCCGAGGAGGCCAAGGAGGCGACCCCGCCUCAGGACAGACAGCAGGCCAUGUAGAGGGCGAAGACUCAGAUAAGACACCGUGCAGACGCAAUGCGGCCCGGGAGGUGUUAGAUUGUUUUAUAAAUUAUUUCCACAGAUCAGUAUUUCACGUUUUCAGUUUCCCUCAAAUUCCCAGUUGAAGGAUCCGACUUUAAUUCUGGGCUGAGAUAAAACUCACUGGACGCACUAAAGACGUAAUUUAACAGCAGGAAUGAAUUCGAUCUGUGGAACUCGCUCGGACAGGAAGACGCUCCCAGCGCCUUAAACAGGAAAACAACAACAAACAGACUGUUUUUAAUAUUCCUGAAGUGUAAAUGUGUGAACACACUAGUACACAGUAUUUAUUCCAUUAAAGGGGAAGUUUUUUUCUCCCCGACUGAUUUAAAUUUAACUUUUGCUGGUUGAAAUAUUUGGAGAACUGACGGUGAAGUUGUUUGUUUCCUGUUGUUGGUUUUUAUUUUGUAGGGUCAAACAAACACAGCGACUGUUUUCUACAAAUGCACUGAUGCUGUAAACAGAUAAUUGUGGACAUUUUGUGUGAUUGUGUAUGUGUGUGUAAUUUGCUGUGUAUUUUUCAACCUGGAUCGUACGACAGGGAUUCGAGCUGUAGGCCGAUAUCUCAGCGUUUGGGUCACUUCUGUGAAGAAAAGUAAUUAAAUUGUUUUAAAUAAAACAAACGUCAGGGAGAAGAAAAUGCCAAAUUUGUCAAAAAAAGAGCCUAUUGACUCUGUAUGAUGGUUAAAAAUGAUAAAAAUACAGACAGAAUUGGAUUAAAAGUUCCCUAAACUGGAAAUUAUCUGCUCAAAAUUCAUCCAGAUCUCAUAAAAUGUCCCGUUUGGCUGCAGACUGAAACAGAAAAUAAGCUCCAGGUUGAAAAAUACCAAAAAGUACUAAUUAAAGGAAAAAUCCCCCUCAAACAUUUCAACACAAACUCAGUUGUGACUUCUAGUUUCAGUUUUCUUCAGUUUUCAUCCCCAGCAGCAACGUGACGUUCUUUGUUUUAUCAGCUCCCCUGAAGAGAGUAAAACUAAUUAAAUUAAUCUUAUUAACGAGUUAUAAACACAGACGUACUGAUGGUAAAAGAGUCCAGCUCCUAAAAUAAUUAACGUGUCUUGAGAUUAAAGUUUUAAUUAAUUCAUUUUAAACACUUUCUUUAGAUCUCGUCUGGAGCAGGAUGAGGGUUAAUAUUUAAUGUUAAAACUGUGGAAAUCAGUAAAAGUAUUCGCUCGUUUGACUGAUUCCAGGUCAGACUUUAACCCUUAAAGACACCAUUAAAACUUUAUAUUAAUAUUAAUUCCCUUAUACGUACAUAUAUCUACACAUAUUUCAUAAAAGAUAUUUAGAAUUGAAGCCAAAAAGAGUAAAAAUAAAAGCUUUCCAAUGUUUUACUGACAGCUGGACCAUAUAAAGCUUCUAAUGUACAUAAACUCAGAAUGUUAGACUCUUGUGGAAACAUUAAUAACAACGUCAUCAAUAACCUAUAAUCACCUAUCGGGGGAUUUUUUCUUUUUAAUGUCACAUUAUCGUGGUCGUCCAGCAGGGGGCAUCCGACUGAAAGCUGCUGAAUCUGAACUCCAGUUGUUUGUUUUUAAUCUCAAAGUGCUUCGAUCAAUAAAUAAUACAAUGGA